This is a messenger RNA of Drosophila albomicans, 1915 nucleotides long. RefSeq names its product SET domain-containing protein SmydA-8 (gene SmydA-9). The coding region runs from base 267 to 1715 and encodes 482 amino acids. Gene Ontology annotation, molecular function: protein binding. The transcript has 2 exons. NCBI's taxonomy places the organism in Eukaryota, Metazoa, Arthropoda, Insecta, Diptera, Drosophilidae. The record is from RefSeq and is a predicted model, not a curated record.
AAAAAAGCCUAAAAAAGAAAAGAACUCUACAAAAUUCCCCCAAAAAAGAAAACUUUUUAAAAAAUUUUAAAGUGCGAUUCCAAAUUAAUUGAACUGACUUUUGAGACUGAAUAUUGAAACUGUGUUUUGUUUUUUUUUUCUUGUUGUUUGUGAACUGUGAGUGUGAGUGUGUGUGUUCGUGUGCGUGUGUGUGUCCUUAAACACUCUCAAGGCUGUGCAUAAAGUUCGAUUCGUUUCGUUUCGUUUCGAUUUGAAGUUGAAGCAAAAUGAUUUGCCCGAAGCGCACAUCGGAGUUGCUGGAUCUGCAUCUGGCGCCGUUCAAGGACAAGGAUCCCGCCUGGGAGGUGGGCGUAUCGAAGAUCGCCGGACGCGGAGUGAUGGCCACUCGACAUCUGAAGCGUGGCGAGAUCAUCUUUCAGGAUAGUCCGCUCCUCAUUGGAUUGGCUGCCCACGAGGAGGAUUCGCUGAACUCGUGCAGCGUGUGCUUCAAAGUGCUGCCGGAUACGAGAUUCAUGUGCCGUCAGGGCUGCGGUUUGCCCGUCUGCAGUCUGUGCUCGAAGAAGAAACAGCACAAGUCCGACUGCGAUAUGUUCAAGUCGUGGGGCCCCAACGAACCGGAUGUGGCCAAUUCCGUGAUCAUUCGUUUGCUAUGCGUUGCGCGUGCCAUCAAUUUGUCGAAAGAUCAGCGCGAUUUAAUCUAUUGCCUGCAGGCCAAUUUGGACAACAAUCAUCGCACCGAAGUCCGCAAUGCGGCCAAAUGCUUUAAGAAUUUCCCCACCGACAAGAAGCUGGUGGAGAUCAUGAAUCGCACUGUCGCCGUGUUGCGUACGAAUGGCUUCGAUAAGACAACGGACCGGACGACGGACAAUCAGGAGUUCAACUAUCGCGCCCUCUAUCCCCUGUUUGGUGUGAUGAAUCACGAUUGCAUUCCCAAUUCGUACUACACCUUCGAUGAGAAGACCAACAAUAUGAUCGUGCGUGCCGCUGUCGAUAUCCUCGAGGGCGAGGAGAUAACCACAACCUAUACGAAACUCUUCACCGGCAACAUUGCGCGACAUCUCUUCCUCAAGAUGAAGAAGGGCUUCACUUGCAAGUGUCCACGCUGCUCCGAUUCAACGGAGAAAGGCGCCUUCAUAUCGGGUCUCUACUGUCGCGACACCAAUUGCACGGGUCUCGUGGUCCCGGAGAUAACGGGACUGCCGCAUCCCAAUUGGAAUUGUUUGGUGUGCAAGCAGAAAUCGACGCAUGCUCAGAUGAUGAAGUCACAGGAUUUCGCAAGCGGUGCCAUCAAUGCCAAGGCCAAUUCGAAUUCGUUGCGUACUCUGGUGCAUUAUUUGAACGAGAAGAGCGACAGCUUCAUACCGAACAGCAAUUAUGUGGUGAUCGAUGCCAAGAUGAGUGUCCUCAAUCGCCUUGCCGUUGGUCGCGAGGAUUGCAACGAGGAUCUGGAGUCGAGUACGAAGUGGCGCUAUUGCCGUGACAUCACACAGGUCAUGGACAAGCUGGGCUUGGGUGAUUCGCUCUUGCGCACACAGCUCGAGACGGUGUUCCGCAAGGAGGAGGAGCGUCGGGCCAAGAAGCAACUGGAGCUCGCCGAGAAGCAGCGUCAACAGGCCGAACUCGAGGCGAAGGCAGCCGAGGCCGAUAAAUUGCUUGCCGCCUUGGCUGUCGAGGGCGAUGCAGCGACCGCUGUUGCUCCUCCAGAGCAGUCCUAAGGAGGAUCUGCUCUGCUAUCCUGCUAUCCUGCUGGGUGCUAAUGCUCCCUCUUUUUCCCCAAUCCCAAUCCCUGCCCCAGCCCCGACAGCAGUUCACUUCUCGUAUUUUUUUUUUGUGUGUUUGUUUUACGUCGUCUCGUAUUUGUAUUUAUUUAUUUAUAAUCAAUUAAAAUAUAUAUACAUACUCGUACAUACUAAAA